Molecule: messenger RNA, 1176 nt
Organism: Melampsora larici-populina 98AG31
Lineage: Eukaryota; Fungi; Basidiomycota; Pucciniomycetes; Pucciniales; Melampsoraceae
Exons: 6
Coding region: 71-829 (252 amino acids)
Biological process (GO): protein polyubiquitination
Cellular component (GO): nucleus
Molecular function (GO): ubiquitin conjugating enzyme activity
Source: RefSeq, a predicted model, not a curated record
CACUCACACCGAUACCACUAUCAAGCACCAGAAAUCAGUAGCCUCGAUUUUAUCAUCAUCCUCAAUUAACAUGGGUUCUCAUUCAACUUUAAAACGUAUCAAUCGAGAGCUUACCGAGUUAAAGAAAGAACUUCCUGAAGGUAUUCUUUCAGCCGGUCCUAAAUCAGACUCAAACCUUUUUGAGUGGGUAGGAUCGAUUGCUGGUCCAGUAGGGUCUUGCUACGAAGGCGGUGUAUUUCAUUUUAAUAUCAUCUUACCUCACGAUUAUCCAUUUCGACCACCCAAGGUUUCAUUCCAGACUAAAAUCUAUCACCCGAAUAUUAAUGCGGAGGGAGGCAUCUGCUUGGAUAUCUUGAAAAAUCAAUGGUCGCCAGCUCUUAAAGUACUCAAGGUUUUGCUUUCUAUCUCCUCGCUGUUGACCGACCCGAACCCAGCCGAUCCCCUUGUACCGGACAUCGCUAGGCUUUACUCUUCCAAUCGUCCGUUGUUUGAGACCACGGCAAAAGAGUGGGUCAAUCUUUACGCUCGACCUCCAUCAUCACGUUCAAAAAAGACCAGCCUACCCGGUCCACAGGCCAGUAACAAAUCAAACAGGCCAAAACCCGCGUCACUGGCUAGGGCAUUGCCCGAGGUUGUUGACGAGAUUGAGUUCAUUGGCACUAGCCAGCCUCAAUCAGCCAGCUCUAGUCGUCCUACAAUCAAGAAGCGUGCGGCCGAUGAGGCACUGGCCCGUGGCAGCACGAGCGGCACUAAUCAAUUGUCUACAACGGCAAGCGCAGAGGGUAGCCAAAGGAAGCGACCAAAGAACCAGGUGAUUGAACUGGAUUGACGUCUUUGUCAUCUUCUUAUCAUGAAAGCUCAACGUGCACCACCCUGAAUGGGGCUGUACUCUGUUUAUCGACAAUUUUUUCUUAGCUAUGUAACAUGUCUUUUGUUCGGAUCUCAAUGGUAGUCUUGCUUUUAUCGUAUCUUCACUUUUCACUGGUCAUCUUCAAUCGUUGCAGUUUUUUUUCUAGGCUUGUACUGCUUACAACUCAUAAUCACAGACUUGGUUGGUAUCCCUUUCUAGAGUUUUCUUUUAUGAACUCUGCUUGUACGGCAAUUUCAUAUCUUAACAUUAGUAAAUCGUCAGUGCAUAAACUUUAUACUUUUUUUGAUUUCUUUUCCAUUUACCCU